AUGGCUACAGACUCGUACUCGCACACGUUCACCUGGAAGGGGCACGGAAGCACGGUCGUCGCGACCGGGACGUUCGAUGAUUGGAAGUGCUCCCUCCCACCCCUGACGAAGCAGGCAGAUGGGUCCUUCGCCGGCCACGUCCAGCUUCCGUUCGGCAAGAAGGUCCUCUACAAGUACGUCGUCGACGGACAGUGGAUGCCGAACCACGACGAGCCGACCGAGACCGACUUUUCGGGCAACGUCAACAACGUCCUUCACGUCCCCGAGCACAUCGCUGUCGUCGAGAACGUCUCGUCCGGCACCGACACUUCCGCCGUCCUCCCCGUGCCCUCUUCGAGCGUGACGGUCGCAGGAGACGUCUCCUCGACCGCUCCCGCCACCACCUCGACCGCGGCUACCAACACCUCGAACGCUCCCGCUACCGUGACCGAGCAGGCGAAGGAGACGGCUGCGCAGGUUCAGACAACCGCGGCCGACUUGGCGGCGCAGGCGCAGACCAAGGUCCAGGAGGUUGCGCCGCAGGUCCAGGAGAAGGCGAAGGAGCUCGCCGGCAAGACGCAGGAGACCGUCGGACCCGCUGCCGCUACCCUCGGAGCUGCCGUCGUCGCGACUGCUGGCGCCGCUGCUGCCGGCCUCGCCUCUCUCGCCUCGUCCGCCACCGAGACGACUACGGAGGCUUUGGCGCAGGCUCCGUCCGCCGCGAAGGACCUCUCGGCGCAGGCUUCGUCCGCCGCGUCGACCGCCCAGGCCAAGGUGCAGGAGUCCGCCAGUCAGGUCGCACAGGAAGCGCACACGACUGCCGUUGUCGCCAAGGACAACGGCCCGCAGUCGACCGCCGCCGCGCCCAAGUACAACGAGCACACCGCCGUUGUCGCGAAGGAGCCCGCACCCGUCGCUCCCGCCGUCGCUGGCGCAGCCGGACCCGAGGCGCACUCGACGGCUGCGGCGCCCAAGUACGACGAGCACACGGCCGUCGUCGCAAAGGAGGAGGUGCCCGCUGCUCCCUCUGUCCCCGUCGGCGCUGGCUCGGAAGCUCACGUCACGGCCGCUGCCGACAAGCAGGUUGCUGAGCCCGAGCACAAGCCCGUCGAGGGCCUCAUCGCGCCUAAGGAGAAGCCUGAAGACGCCCCCUUGAUCGGCGCCGGUAUCGCUGCUGUCGGAGCUGCCGUCGCUGGAGUCGAGCUCCUCGGCCACAAGGUCGUCGAGGCCGUCCACCCUCACGCCGCGCAUGCCAAGGAGGCCGGCUCACAGACGCUUCAGGACGCCGCCCACACCGCCGAGCAGUACCUCGACCACACCCGCCAGGAGACGGAGAAGCUCGCGCACCAGACGUACGGGCAGGCGCAGCACCAGGCCGUCAACGUCAAGGAGAAGCUCUUCGACGCUCUCCACCUCGGCAAGAAGAAGGCUGCCGAGACCUCGAAGCGCGCGUCGACCGUCCUUCCCGCCUCGGCUGCCGCUGCCGCCGGCGCAACUUCGGGCGUUCCCGACAAGGAGAUCACGCCUCUUCCCGUCAGCGAGGCUCCCGGUGAUGCUACGUCGACUGUGCCAGACCAGGUCGUGACGAAGCUGCCCGCGAAUGAGGCGCCCGUCGCAACUGACAAGCCCGACCCUCAUCCUCCCGUCUCCAAGGCCGUCGUUCCGACCUCGACCUCGACCGGCACUGCUUCGUCGUCUGCCGAAGCGCCCACUCUCCCUGCCAAGGACAUCACGCCUAUCACGCCUUCGGAGGCUCCGGUCGCCUUGCAGCAGGGCAGCAACGCCGUCCCGACCGCCUACAACGCCGUCGCUCCCGCCAGCACUGCUUCGACGAGUGCUCCUGCGCCUGCACCUGCCCGAUCGUCGCCCCUCCCGCCUCCUCCCUCGCAGCCUCUCCCGCCGUCGCCCGCUCCCGCUCCCACCGCCUCUUCCCCUCCGGCUCGCGUCAGCAGCGGCACAGCUCCCGCGCUCGCUCCUCCCGUCGCGCCCGUCGAGCCUGCUCCCGUGAGCUCAAAGGCCGUCCCUGCUGGGCCUACCACGACCGCCCAGCCCGGCACGACCGCUCCCAGCUCAGCCGCUCCCGCUUCGACCCCCGCGACGCCGCAAAAGGCCGAGCAGUUCACGACCGCGCCGACUACCCCGGCCAGCACGCUCGGCAAGCAGGCGGGCAGGCAGGCGCUCGGCGCCGCGAGCGGACGCGACGAGAGCCCGUCGCCGAGCAUCAACAGCGGCAAGGAGAAGCGCAAGUCGUUCUUCUCCCGCGUGUUCUCGUCGAGCGGCAAGAAGGGCAAGGAGUGA
Molecule: messenger RNA, 2277 nt
Organism: Rhodotorula toruloides NP11
Lineage: Eukaryota; Fungi; Basidiomycota; Microbotryomycetes; Sporidiobolales; Sporidiobolaceae
Product: Carbohydrate-Binding Module Family 48 protein
Exons: 8
Coding region: 1-2277 (758 amino acids)
Source: RefSeq, a predicted model, not a curated record